Parnassius apollo (apollo) is the source of this 342-nucleotide messenger RNA. The record is from the annotation of a GenBank genome assembly. NCBI's taxonomy places the organism in Eukaryota, Metazoa, Arthropoda, Insecta, Lepidoptera, Papilionidae.
AUGGCGUCGUGGAAAUCGUGCUUGUGGACUGUGUUUGUAGUCUGCCUGUUGGGGAAGAUAUCUGGGCUGGACAAUGGUCUGGCUCUGACGCCGCCGAUGGGCUGGCUGGCGUGGGAGCGGUUUAGGUGUAACACUGACUGCAAGAAUGACCCCGAUAAUUGUAUAAGCGACCGUCUAUUCCGCACGAUGACGGACAUCCUGGUCGCCGAGGGCUACGCGGCUGUGGGCUACGAGUACGUCAACGUGGACGACUGCUGGCCGGAGAGGGAGCGUGACCCUCGCGGACGACUGGUGCCCGACAGAGAGAGGUUCCCUUACGGCAUGAAAAGCCUUUCCGAUUAU